UUGUCCACACUGGGCACUUCGGUAGCGAACGAAGAACCCAUAUUCAACGCACCCCAAGCCCAUCGGUUCUACUUGAAAGAUGGGAACAUCGAAAUCCAACUCGAGGAUGGAGCCCUAUACAACGUGCACCGCUACUUCUUCGAGACCCACGCGCCCAAAUUCGCCAAGGAAUAUCUUCGAGGCUCGGCGCUUUCUGACGACUCGCCCGUCAUCAGGCUCCCCAACGUGUCCUACGUCGAUUUCGAGCGCUUCUUGUCUAUCAUCUACCCUACCAACCUUGGCAAAUGCGACAUCGCCUCGGUCCCCGAAUGGACCUCCGUCCUCCGGCUCGCCACGAGAUGGGGCGCCGCCAGCCUGCGCGACCUCGCCAUCGAGGAGCUCAAGUCCAAGGCAUUGGACCCCGUCGACAAGAUCGCCAUCGCGCGCGAGUUCAGGCUGGGACCUACGUGGCUCGCGCCAGCCUUUGCCGAGAUAAGCACGAGGCCGAGUAGGCUGACGCGUGCGGAGGCAGAGCGGCUGGGACUGCACAGCGUGCUCGAGGUCGGCUGGAUCAGAGAG
Schizophyllum commune H4-8 is the source of this 558-nucleotide messenger RNA. RefSeq lists its product as uncharacterized. Gene Ontology annotation, molecular function: protein binding. The transcript has 3 exons. Lineage: Eukaryota; Fungi; Basidiomycota; Agaricomycetes; Agaricales; Schizophyllaceae. The annotation marks the transcript as partial. The record is from RefSeq and is a predicted model, not a curated record.